Messenger RNA from Otolemur garnettii (small-eared galago), 2740 nucleotides. It is a transcript of the gene SF3B2, whose product is annotated as splicing factor 3b subunit 2. NCBI's taxonomy places the organism in Eukaryota, Metazoa, Chordata, Mammalia, Primates, Galagidae. Gene Ontology annotation, cellular component: U12-type spliceosomal complex; U2-type spliceosomal complex; precatalytic spliceosome. The record is from RefSeq and is a predicted model, not a curated record. The transcript is spliced from 21 exons. Gene Ontology annotation, biological process: mRNA splicing, via spliceosome. The coding region runs from base 51 to 2576 and encodes 841 amino acids.
GGUGGCUGGCCCGAGCUUCCGGGUUGGGUGCGCGUCUUCCUGCGGCUAAGAUGGCGACCGAUCUUCCCGAGCCUCCGAAAACCGAGUUGCAGCUGCCUCCGCCUCCACCUCCUGGGCAUUAUGGCGCCUGGGCUGCCCAGGAGCUUCAGGCCAAGUUGGCAGAGAUCGGAGCUCCGAUCCAGGGGAGUCGCGAGGAGCUGGUGGAGCGGCUGCAGACCUACACCCGUCAGACUGGCAUCGUGCUGAAUCGGCCGGUUUUGAGAGGGGAAGAUGGGGACAAAGCUGCUCCCCCUCCCAUGUCAGCACAGCUCUCUGGGAUUCCCAUGCCACCACCACCCAUGGGACUACCCCCUCUGCAACCACCUCCACCACCCCCACCACCUCCACCAGGCCUUGGCCUUGGCUUUCCUAUGGCCCACCCACCAAAUUUGGGGCCCCCACCUCCUCUCCGAGUGGGUGAGCCUGUGGCACUGUCAGAGGAAGAGCGGCUGAAGCUGGCACAGCAACAGGCAGCAUUGCUGAUGCAGCAAGAGGAGCGUGCCAAGCAGCAGGGAGAUCAUUCGCUAAAGGAACAUGAGCUUUUGGAGCAGCAGAAGCGGGCAGCUGUGUUACUGGAGCAGGAACGGCAGCAGGAAAUAGCCAAGAUGGGCACCCCUGUCCCUCGGCCCCCACAAGACAUGAGCCAGAUUGGUGUGCGUACUCCUCUGGGUCCUCGAGUAGCUGCACCAGUGGGUCCAGUGGGCCCUACUCCCACUGUUUUGCCCAUGGGAGCACCUGUUCCUCGGCCUCGUGGUCCCCCACCACCCCCUGGAGACGAGAACAGAGAGGUGAGACACUGCAGGGGACAGCUUGAGAAAAACCGGAAGCGUCGGAACCGAAAGAAGAAGAAAAAGCCCCAGCGGGUGCGGGGAGUGUCAUCUGAGAGCUCUGGGGACCGAGAGAAAGAUGCAGCUCGGUCUCGGAGCUCUGACUCCCCAGCUGCUGAUGUUGAGAUUGAGUAUGUGACUGAAGAACCUGAAAUUUAUGAGCCCAACUUCAUCUUCUUCAAGAGAAUCUUUGAGGCUUUUAAGCUGACUGAUGACGUGAAGAAGGAGAAAGAGAAGGAGCCAGAGAAACUUGACAAACUGGAGAAUUCUGCUGCCCCCAAGAAGAAGGGCUUCGAGGAGGAGCACAAGGACAGUGAUGAUGACAGCAGUGACGAUGAACAGGAAAAGAAGCCAGAAGCACCUAAACUGUCUAAGAAGAAACUGCGCCGGAUGAAUCGAUUCACGGUGGCUGAACUCAAGCAGCUGGUAGCUCGACCUGAUGUUGUGGAGAUGCAUGAUGUGACAGCCCAGGACCCUAAGCUGUUGGUUCACCUCAAGGCCACUCGGAACUCUGUGCCUGUGCCACGCCACUGGUGUUUUAAACGCAAGUACCUGCAGGGUAAACGGGGCAUUGAGAAGCCCCCCUUUGAGCUACCAGACUUCAUCAAACGCACAGGCAUCCAGGAGAUGCGGGAGGCCCUGCAGGAAAAGGAAGAACAGAAGACCAUGAAGUCAAAAAUGCGAGAAAAGGUUCGGCCCAAGAUGGGCAAGAUUGAUAUUGACUACCAGAAACUACAUGAUGCCUUCUUCAAGUGGCAGACCAAGCCGAAGCUGACCAUCCAUGGGGACCUAUAUUACGAGGGCAAAGAAUUUGAGACGCGACUGAAGGAGAAGAAGCCUGGAGAUCUGUCUGAUGAGCUAAGAAUUUCCUUGGGGAUGCCAGUAGGACCAAAUGCACACAAGGUCCCUCCCCCGUGGCUGAUUGCCAUGCAGCGAUAUGGACCACCCCCGUCGUACCCCAAUCUGAAAAUCCCUGGCCUGAACUCACCCAUCCCUGAGAGCUGUUCCUUUGGAUAUCAUGCUGGUGGCUGGGGCAAACCCCCUGUAGAUGAGACUGGGAAACCACUCUAUGGGGAUGUGUUUGGAACCAAUGCUGCUGAAUUUCAGACCAAGACUGAAGAAGAAGAGAUUGAUCGGACCCCUUGGGGGGAACUGGAACCGUCUGAUGAGGAGUCUUCAGAAGAAGAAGAAGAGGAGGAAAGUGAUGAAGACAAACCAGAUGAGACAGGCUUUAUUACCCCUGCAGACAGUGGCCUCAUCACUCCUGGAGGUUUCUCUUCAGUCCCAGCUGGAAUGGAGACCCCUGAACUCAUUGAGCUGAGGAAGAAGAAGAUUGAGGAGGCCAUGGAUGGAAGUGAGACACCACAGCUCUUCACUGUGUUGCCGGAGAAGAGAACAGCCACUGUUGGAGGAGCUAUGAUGGGAUCAACUCACAUUUACGACAUGUCCACGGUUAUGAGCCGGAAGGGCCCAGCCCCUGAGCUGCAAGGUGUGGAAGUGGCCUUGGCCCCUGAGGAGUUGGAGUUGGACCCCAUGGCCAUGACCCAGAAGUACGAGGAGCAUGUACGGGAGCAGCAGGCACAAGUGGAGAAGGAAGACUUCAGCGACAUGGUGGCUGAGCACGCUGCCAAGCAGAAGCAAAAGAAACGGAAAGCCCAGCCCCAGGACAGCCGCGGAGGCAGCAAGAAAUACAAGGAGUUCAAAUUUUAGGUCCCGACACCCACUUGGCCCUCUUGUAGGCCCUUUGAUUGGAUGUGGCUUCACAGAUGGGUCCCCAAGAGCCACCUUUCUGCAGUUCCCAAGAGCUUGUUAUUUCAUGUUAUUUUAGACCUGUUUUGUAAAUAAAACUGUUUGCCAAGGAAGGAGACGAAUAU